Molecule: messenger RNA, 520 nt
Organism: Hydractinia symbiolongicarpus
Lineage: Eukaryota; Metazoa; Cnidaria; Hydrozoa; Anthoathecata; Hydractiniidae
Product: zinc metalloproteinase nas-15-like
Exons: 6
Coding region: 1-477 (158 amino acids)
Biological process (GO): proteolysis
Molecular function (GO): metalloendopeptidase activity
Source: RefSeq, a predicted model, not a curated record
AUGCAUGCAAUAGGUUUUUGGCACGAGCAGAGUAGACCCGAUAGAGAUCAAUAUGUGACAAUUAUUUGGGAUAAUCUGUCUCGGAAAGCUCGUGUCAACUUCAAGAAAUAUGGGCGCGAUAGAGUUGAUAGCCUUGGUGUUUCAUACGAUCUGAAAUCUAUUAUGCAUUACUCAGAAAGUGCGUGGACAGGAAGUAAAGACAGAAUUUCAAUAAAAACUAAAGACCCAAAGCUCCAACACCUAAUUAGAGGAGACCGAACGUUAAAUGGAUUCAGUGAACUUGACAUUAAACAGAUCAGAUUGCUGUACAAGUGCAAUGGAAACCAGCCAGUGACUGACCAACCAACAGUUUCAUCGUGUGUGGACUACUACAACAAUUGCCAGAACUAUGAUCAUUACUGCAAAAACUUGCCUGGAACUGCAACAAGAAAAUGGAUGGAGAAAGACUGUAGAAAGACAUGUGGAUUUUGCUCGUAAUUUUGUUCAUCAAUUUAAUAGUGUAGUAUCAAGAAACAUAUAU